Molecule: messenger RNA, 3306 nt
Organism: Oryzias latipes (Japanese medaka)
Lineage: Eukaryota; Metazoa; Chordata; Actinopteri; Beloniformes; Adrianichthyidae
Gene: ampd3b
Product: adenosine monophosphate deaminase 3b
Biological process (GO): IMP salvage; AMP metabolic process
Cellular component (GO): cytosol
Molecular function (GO): AMP deaminase activity
Source: RefSeq, a predicted model, not a curated record
AACACUUGCUCCUUCAAGCUGCACUUCCUGAACUGAGCCCUGUCACACAAAUGCAGAUUACUUCCUGAAAGUGCCUCUGGUCCUCGUCAGCCUGAGUAGCAGUGAAAGAGUUAACCCGCUGUGGAAGUGCAAAGGAGCAACACUGACAACGCUGCACCUAAUAAGGUGUUCCACAGUCCCAGGAGGCUUCACACUGCACAGCCCUUCAGCAAGCAGCAAGCAGUAAACAGUCAAGAUGAAGAAGUCUCAGUCAUCUCUGUCAAAGCAGCAGUCUGCGCCAUGCUUGGGCAAAGAUGUGCCACGGAUUUUCCAGAGGCUGUCCAUGAAUGAAGUGGAAGAGAGCGUACGCCUGAUGGCAGAGAAGGUGUACGCCUCUGCCUUAAGAGAGGAGGACAACAAGGGCGCUCUGGCGCUGUUCACCGUGCCAGAGGACUGUCCCAUCGGCCUGCAUGAGGACAGGGAGAGGGCCCUGCAGAAGGAGCUGGCGGAGCAGCAGUCCCAGGAGACUAUCAAAAGGAGAAAGAAUUUCAUGCUGAAACGUUCGCAGUCGGUAUCUUUACAAUUACCAGAGGGCUUUGACCUGACCCCGUUUGAGGUUUCACCAGUUCCCACCCCUGCUGCAUCUGAAAAUUUUCUCCCUGUGAGCUUCCCAGACUACCAAAGAGUUACCAUCAGCGGGGAUUACUGUGCAGGGAUCACUGUUGACGACUAUGAACAAGCUAUCAAGAGUCUGCUGCAAGCGCUGCUCAUUCGAGAGAAGUACUCCAAGCUGGCUUACCAUCGCUUCCCGAGAACCACAGCACUCUUCCUCCGAAUAAAUCAAAACGAGAAGUGGAAAGAAGAGGAUGAAGUCCUGCCUGACAUCAAGCCCUUUCCUCAAGAAGGAGAAGACGUUUACUCCAUGGCGAAUAUUCCUGAGAACACCAACUAUGUUCUCAAGUUAAAGGAUGGAAUCGUUCACGUUUAUGAGAACGAGGAGGCUCUAAAUAACAACCAACCUCAUAAACUUCCAUACCCUGACCUGGAGACGUUUGCUAUAGACUUAAGCUAUGUACUUGCAAUGAUAGCAGAUGGUCCAACGAAAACAUACUGCCACAGACGCCUGAACUUCUUGGAGUCUAAGUUCUACCUCCAUGAGAUGUUGAAUGAAAUGGCAGAGCUAAAGGAGCUCAAGUGUGUCCCACACAGAGACUUCUACAACGUUAGAAAGGUCGACACGCACAUACAUGCUGCUGCAUGCAUGAACCAGAAGCAUCUGCUGAAAUUCAUAAAGCAAACAUACCACACAGAGGCGGACCGCAUUGUCAUGGAAAAGGGUUGUAAGAAGUUCACCCUGAAAGAAGUCUUCAAAAACCUCAACAUGGAUCCGUACGACCUCACUGUGGAUUCUCUGGACGUGCACGCUGGGCGACAAACCUUUCACCGCUUUGAUAAGUUUAACUCUAAGUACAACCCUGUGGGAGCCAGUGAGCUGCGGGAGAUCUACCUGAAAACUGACAACCUCAUCAAGGGAGAGUACUUUGCACGUCUCAUUAAGGAAGUUGCUAAAGACCUUGAGGAAAGCAAGUACCAGCACGCUGAGCCCAGACUGUCGAUUUACGGACGAUCUCCCAGCGAGUGGGAGAACCUGGCAACAUGGUUCAUCCAGCAUAAGGUCCACUCCCCUAACAUGAGAUGGAUGAUCCAAGUUCCCAGGAUCUAUGACAUCUUUAGAUCAAAGAAAUUGGUUCCAAACUUUGCCAAGAUGUUGGAGAACAUUUUCCUUCCUCUCUUUGAAGCCACCGUCAACCCUAAGAAGCACAAAACCCUACAUGUGUUCCUACAAUAUGUGACAGGUUUUGACAGUGUGGAUGAUGAAUCCAAACACAGCGACCACAUGUUUUCGUAUAAAAGCCCGAAGCCUGAGGAGUGGACCCAAGAAGACAACCCCCCCUACACCUAUUACCUCUUCCACAUGUAUGCCAACAUCAUGGUGCUCAACAACCUGAGGAAGGAGAGAGAAAUGAACACCUUUAUGUUCCGACCCCACUGCGGGGAGGCGGGCUCCAUCACCCAUCUGGUCUCUGCCUUCCUGACAGCGGACAACAUCUCCCACGGACUCAACCUCAAAAAGAGUCCAGUGCUGGAGUACCUGUACUACCUGGCGCAGGUUCCGAUCGCCAUGUCCCCACUGAGCAACAACAGCCUGUUUCUGCAGUACUCGAAGAAUCCUUUUUGCGAGUUUCUGCGGAAAGGCCUGUGUGUGUCUCUGUCCACCGAUGAUCCCAUGCAGUUCCACUACACCAAGGAGCCCUUGAUGGAGGAGUACGCCAUAGCGGCUCAGCUGUGGAAGCUGAGCACUUGUGAUUGUUGUGAGAUUGCAAGAAACAGCGUUCUGCAGAGCGGCCUCUCACAUCAGGAGAAGAAGCACUUCCUCGGCUCAAACUACCUCCAAGAUGGACCGGCGGGCAACGACAUCCGGCGGACAAAUGUGGCCCAGAUCCGAAUGGCGUACCGCUAUGAGACUCUGAGAAACGAACUCAGUUUUCUGGUGGACGCCGUGAAGACGGAGGAAGCUCAGAAGCCCUGAAAGGGACGGCAGCACCAUACAAACUGGGGUGUAUCUUCACAGAAGAUGAAGGCACAAACUGAGCAGCACUUUUUACUUUUAAUUAGCAUACUACCAUGAAUGGUCUUUAGUGGCCAUUUAAAAAAAAAGGUUUAGUAAUGGGGGUCCAGGCAUUUCUGCCUCUUUUUUCUAAACAUGUUUUUCCUGUUCUUGAUGGUGCCACUCAGUCUCAAUGGUUUUCACAUGACUUUACCUCCCCUGCUGGGAUGAAUAGAGUAUUUUUUUGGCAUUAAAGUUGGAUUAGUUUGGUAUUAAACAGUGUUUCGACAUCAACUUAGAUUUGUUGUGCGUGCACUUGUCAGUAGAGGUUUACUUUUUGAUAAAUGCACAUGGGGAUUUGGUGAUAUCAGAAGGUUUCUAUGGCAUAGGAUUCUUUUUUUCUGCCUCUUUUACAAAGAACAAGGACUUUAUCUAAUCUGACAGAAAGAUAUAAACUGUAGCCAAAUAUACAAAGUCCCAUUGUGCUCAUACGACCUGAUGGCUGUUGGUUUACAUGGUUUCAACUAAAGUUUAUUAGGCCAGCCAAAUAACUGCAAAUUAGUGAGGCGUUACAGAUAAAAAGGCAACUUUUUAGAGACCACGUCUGUGUAUUAAGCUUCGAUAACUUCUACUAAUGUCUUGUGUAAUGAGAAAUGUUUUGGAUGUUUGCAAUUUUUUUGUUUUUCAUACCUCCAAUAAACAGCUGGAAAUCUAUCAAA